UAGACGAUAAGCUGCCGAAGGAAAUUGCAAAUUUUCAGAAUUUGUUGACUAACGAAGCACCGGUGAUGUUGGACUUCCUAACGGAAUUGCGAAACAGUGGUUCUGGGGCGGAUCAGCUGCCCGGCAACAUAUACACCGAGUUCUUCGCGAACGUUAUCGAGGAGCCCAGGGAACAUGGAUGCAAGUCAGCGGAUCACGAUUUUACACCAGGAUUCUCCAUGCUGCGCACUUUCGAUACCGAAAAUAGCAAUCAAUUGGAGCCGCCGGCAGCCUCGGAUGCGGAUGUCUGGAUCUUUGGCUAUGGGUCGUUGGUGUGGAAGACGGACUUCCCGUACAUAGACCGACGACGCGGCUUCGUUUGGGGAUUCAAGCGUCGCUUCUACCAGCACAGCAUCGAUCACCGGGGUAUUCCCGAACGUCCUGGUCGCGUGGUCACCCUACUGCCAGGGGAUCCCGCCCAGGAUCGUGUCUAUGGGGUCGCCUAUCGCAUAGCUGCUAGUCAAAAGGGUGCUGUGCUUGACCAUCUGGACUACCGGGAGAAGAACGGGUACGAGCGCUGCAGCUUGGAGUUUCACGAGUAUCCGACUGACGGUGCAGAACCCAUCCAGGUGAUCAUAUACGUGGCCACGCAGGCGAACGAUUCCUAUGCUGGUGAUGUGUGGCAAGUUCCCUGUAUUGCGAGGCAAAUCUUCAGCUCGGCCGGUCCCAGUGGCCCCAAUCGCGAAUACCUGUUCAACCUGGCCGCCGCCAUGGAUCAGCUCUUUCCCGGUGCUGUAGACGAUCAUCUCGAAGAACUGGUGGCUUGCGUUAAGCGUUACAUUGUCGAGGAUGAGCCCCAGUUAAUACGCCAUGCGCUGUUGCAUGAGAUAUCCGGUAUUCUGGAGGAGGAGGAGCUAGCGGAGCAGGCCCACCAGCUGGAGAAGCUUUUGGAGCGAUGUCAGAAGCCUGGCGGACGCGAGUGGUUGAUCCACGGAGCACUGCAAGCCAAAAAUAAGUCGUGACACCCCAAUAUUUUGCAAUAGAAGACUACUGUUUAUUGUAAAUACCAAGAAGCUUGGGAAAUUUCUUUUUAGAUGCACCAUUCCAAAUAGACCAAUUGCAACGACGUGUUACAGAGGCUUCUGACGAAUCACAAUUACGAUUGUGAUUCAGUCAUGAACAUUAUUUAUUAUGAAUUUUGAAUAUAAAUUUAAAACAAACA
Messenger RNA from Drosophila mauritiana, 1201 nucleotides. Its product is annotated as putative glutathione-specific gamma-glutamylcyclotransferase 2. The transcript has a single exon. NCBI's taxonomy places the organism in Eukaryota, Metazoa, Arthropoda, Insecta, Diptera, Drosophilidae. The coding region runs from base 66 to 1001 and encodes 311 amino acids. The record is from RefSeq and is a predicted model, not a curated record. Gene Ontology annotation, cellular component: cytoplasm. Gene Ontology annotation, biological process: glutathione catabolic process. Gene Ontology annotation, molecular function: gamma-glutamylcyclotransferase activity; glutathione specific gamma-glutamylcyclotransferase activity.